Acanthosepion pharaonis is the source of this 819-nucleotide messenger RNA. NCBI's taxonomy places the organism in Eukaryota, Metazoa, Mollusca, Cephalopoda, Sepiida, Sepiidae. The record is from the annotation of a GenBank genome assembly.
AUGGAUGAAAGAAAGAAAGCUCUUUCUUUCUUUCAUCCAUCCUUCCACCCUUUCUUUCUUUCUUUUCUUUCUUUCUUUCUUUCUUUCUUUCUUUCUUUCUUUCUUUCAUCCAUCCAUCCUUCCACCCCUUUCUUUUCUUUUUUUCUUUCUUUUCUUUCUUUCUUUCUUUCUUUUUCCUUCCUUUCUUUCUUUCUUUCUUUUUCUUUCUUUCUUUCUUUCUUUCUUUUCUUUCUUUCUUUCUUUCUUUCUUUCUUUCAUCCAUCCAUCCUUCCACCCUUUCUUUCUUUCUUUCUUUCUUUCUUUCUUUCUUUCUUUCUUUCUUUCUUUCUUCCACCCUUUCUUUCUUUCUUUAUAUAUAUAUAUAAUGAAUCUAAAUUAAAGCUUUCUUUCUUUCAUCCAUCCUUCCACCCCUUUCUUUCUUUCUUUUCUUUCUUUUUCUUUCUUUCUUUUCUUUUUCAUUUCUUUUCUUUCUUUCUUUCUUUCUUUUCAUUUCUUUCUUUCUUUUUUUUCUUUCUUUCUUUCUUUCUUUCUUUCUUUCAUCCAUCCUUCCACCCUUUCUUUCUUUCUUUCUUUCUUUCUUUCUUUCUUUCUUUCUUUCUUUCUUUCUUCCAUCUAUCCUACCAUUUUUUCUUUUUUGAUGGAUCCUUUAUUUCUUUCUUUGUUCUAACCAUCAAUCCAUUCUUUCUUUCAUCCAUCCUUCCACCCUUUCUUUCUUUCUUUCUUUCUUUCUUUCUUUCUUUCUUUCUUUCUUUCUUUCACUUACGUGCUAAUACUCUUGCGAAAGGUAUGAAUCUUAUUCUUCUCUCCCCCCCCAGCUAG